Hydractinia symbiolongicarpus is the source of this 1872-nucleotide messenger RNA. RefSeq lists its product as uncharacterized. NCBI's taxonomy places the organism in Eukaryota, Metazoa, Cnidaria, Hydrozoa, Anthoathecata, Hydractiniidae. The record is from RefSeq and is a predicted model, not a curated record. Bases 310 to 1236 code for a protein of 308 amino acids. The transcript has 2 exons.
AAGUAAUAGUGAAACCAUAAUGUUAGCAGCUUUUGUACAUAUAUUUUUUAGGAGGAAAGAAAUCUCAGGAUUGUUUGCUUUUAGCAUAUGCGGUAACAUUUUUAAAAGAUACAAACUUGUAUCACACUUCAAACAUUUGGCGUUACCAUUUCAACAAAGUUUUAUUAUAUUUUCUCUCAGCCCCCUGAGACUGAGAUGAAACUUGAACUUUGCUAUAUACCUAGAUACGUAUAGCAAAUGAAAACAGACGCUUGUGACACAGAGGAUGAAUGAUCGGAAAUAAGUCUCUGGCUUUAAAUAUGAACAAGGAUGUAUCUUUGCAUACAGGUGUUAAAACUAAUUGGCCUCGUCAUACCUUAUAGUAUCUGCAUUGAUCAAAGCCAUUUCGAUGUGUUCGCACCAGCGGGAGGAGUGCCUUGUAGGAAACAGUACGCUGUUUUGUACAUGACUGCCGAAAGAAUGACUGAUUCUUUUCAUCCCCCACCAACUGGUUAUAAUGACGAUAUUCUACAGGUUGGCAACAACUAUGCUGCAACAUGCAUGAACGAGACGAUCAGAGAUUCUCAUACGGAGCCAACAGUACUGGCUAGAUUUGACCAUCUAGUUUCGAAAUUUCAAGAAACGUAUGGUAAUAAGAAAAAACCCGAUCUUUACUUGUACACAAGAUUAAGUCCUUGUACCGACUGUUCCUCUAAAAUUGCAGAGUUUGGUCAAACCAAUAUGCGUGGUAUUGCAAAUAAUCGUUUGCAGUUGUCUUGGAGUAAAACUUUCAUAGGCCGACCACCUCCUACGCCUCAUCAACAAUAUUUAAUUAGCUUGCAAACCUUGCUUGCAACCGAACGUGUGAAAUUAAAUUUAACACCAGAUCUAACAUUGAUGCAGGGUAAUAUGUGCCAAUGUUUACAAAACAGGGAUGACAUCAGUGAUUUUUUUAGAAGAGACUACGAGUUGAACAUUGCCAACAUUGUAAACAGGUUAGCAUUUCAAUGCGCGAACAAGGAUAAAAGUAACGAGAUUCGAAACUGGGAAUGCUCGACAGGAAGUCUAAAAGACUCUUUAGGCCAGAACUGUAAGCGACUGGAACACUACCUUGAAGAUUGCCUUAGUAGAAGUUGGGAACUCGGUCCGCCUUUGUCUCCGCGACGUCCUAUGCAAGUCAGUAGUAACCUCAGGGACGUAACAGGUUACUACUUUCCUCCGCCUGCGCAAUUCAUCUUUUCUCGUUGUGCUUUGUAAACAUGACAUUGAUAGUUAAUGUUACUCAAAAGCAUUAUGACAAUGACUUAAGAUAUAUCUUGUGACACAAUGCGUUGCUUAGGAAAGGACUCGCAAAAUAAAAUUGAGUCUGCGGCAGAUUUCACGACGUUUUUAGAAGAACUCAAAGUUAUAUCUAUCUAUUUAUGAAUUUCUUUGUUUUUAAUCUUUGCUUCUAAUCCUGAUCAAACUGUAAAAACAACACAUGACUACACUUGUCAAUAUAAGUUACACUUUAAUGUUUAGUUUAUCUUAAUUUCUUUUUAAGUGUGGAGAGUUUGGAAAUUGUAUUUCAUAAUCAACAACGUAUUUCAGAACAAUACUAUUUAAUAUGUAAUUGUUUUCAAUUAUAAUUCCGUUAAUGAAUGCAUUGUUUUGAUGCACUAUUUAACGAAUUAGUAAUCUCCUUAAAAGGCGUCGAACUCACAGGUUUUUCGAAGGAAAUGCAGACUGGCAGAAUAAAAAUAUUAGCGUUCGAGCAGAGUGCACAGGACUCACUGUAACAUCAUGGCAUAAUGACAAAAUUUCGCACAAUAAUUUUUAAAGGUUGCUGCUUGUGCCUCCCAUCACUAUAUGCAAUGACAGUCAUUGUGGUCAAGAAUGCUAUCUUAACUCCUG